Venturia canescens is the source of this 8891-nucleotide messenger RNA. RefSeq names its product transient receptor potential cation channel subfamily V iav (gene iav). The coding region runs from base 3070 to 6741 and encodes 1223 amino acids. The transcript has 17 exons. Gene Ontology annotation, cellular component: plasma membrane. Gene Ontology annotation, biological process: calcium ion import across plasma membrane. NCBI's taxonomy places the organism in Eukaryota, Metazoa, Arthropoda, Insecta, Hymenoptera, Ichneumonidae. Gene Ontology annotation, molecular function: protein binding; calcium channel activity. The record is from RefSeq and is a predicted model, not a curated record.
AUGGCGCGCUCAACGCAAACAAUCGAAACUAAAAGGAUGAUGGGCUCUCGUGGCGGCAUCAAAGGCGGCGUGGCGCUUCACUUUCGGCCUGUUUCACCGAGUACUGACACUGACGUAAAAGAGACUCGAUUAUCGUCAUCAGACGAGGCGUGAGAUGGAGAAUAAAAUCAUAAAGACACCACUCGUUUUUUUGCACACCGAAGAAAAGAAUCUUGUUGUACACACGAGCGUGAAAGAACGCGGAGGAAUAAAGAUUUCGUCGCAUUUAAUAGAUUGCCUAGAAAAUCCGUCCAGGAGGGUCCCGAAGGAGCUGUUAUACGUGUAUACGUAACGAAAUAUUAUCGCACAAUCUCAACUCGGAACUUCUAGUCCAGUGUGUAUAACAUCACCGUUCAGCGGAGAAUCGUGAGUAACGGCAAGUAGUAAUAAAAUUAGAGUGUCAGACGGGAACGGCCGGUAUCGAUCACGAAUCGACUAAUUCUUAUCUCCGAAUGAGACAAAGUAACAUCGAUUUGGUCGAGCUAUUUCGGAGGAUGAAAUUAUUGGAAAUUGUCAGAACUACGAUCCGAUUGAGUGGAGGUAACAGGCUUUUCGACCGGCCUCGCUUCCGAUGAACCGACUACAAAGAUUAAGAAACUGAUUAUUGUGGUUUUUAGUACUAUUCCGGGACAAACGUCAACGAUACCAAUUGGGCCUGCAAUGUUUAUUCAAGAGGCAAACGCCCCUUUUGAAUUUUACUUCCAUAUUCUCUUUAUAGUCACUGUUGGUUUUCGACGUAGACGUAUUAUCAGAAAAUUAACACCUCGCUAACGAGCAAGCAAACAGGUUAGGAGUUUUCUUGGCUCUUUAGUGCGUUCCUGGAAUAUCAUUCACCAGAAACGUAUCGAAUAUUCUCGUACCGAUUCGUCCAAGCGACGACCUCGUGACAAGGCGUGCAUUAUCGGUUGGUACGUAUACGCCCGAUAAGUAUGGUAAAACUCUUCUCAUGACCUCGUUAUUUCGUUCUGUCAAUUCCUAAGCUUUGCCCACUUUCCUACUCCUUGCUGUAAAACAAAAUUCAUAAAUAUCUCGGUUUUUUCCAUUCGAUAUGAAUCACUAUUUUUUUUUUGACGUUUCUAUAAAUGAUUCAUUCGAUACGUAGCCCGUCUGGGCAUGCGGUGUGCAAUUGGCGAGGAGUAAUAACAAUAUGGAAGGAAUUUUCAAUAGCCUCAGUUAUUAUGUUCGCAAGAACUAACAUUCCACUUUUUGCAAUUUGGUUCAAUUCAAUUCACCCAAUUACAUUUGUGUGAAUGCUUCUUUGUUUUCUUGCACUCUGUGGUCACGUAGUAAUUUUUCUAAAACGUCGACGAGUCGUUAGAAUGGCACUAGACCGUACAGAGCCAGCACAUGCACUUUUAGAGCAAUCGUAAAAAAAAAUCGUUGAAUAUUCUCGAAAGUAAAUGAAAAAUGAAGGAGGCUCGAUACGAAAGGUAAAACAGUAGUAAAUAAGCCCCUCUGGCAUUGACCAAUCGAUUCACGUAUGGAGAAAACAAUUUGUCUCGUUCGACUCGUUUUGCCUGACCACUACUUACCUUAUCUUCAGCGUGCCUCGCUACUCUGUAACUGUACGUAUGUACUUUCCUGGUUCGAUCUUUCCUGUACGAUGCACCGUGACGAGUUUGUAGCCAUGGAAGUACAAAUACCGUUAGAGAAUUCACCGAGCUAGCAAGAAGCGUCUACGCCGGAUUGCAAAAAAAAAAAUGAAAAAAUUGGAAAAAAGAGAACACACGCAGCCUCAGGCUGCAGGGCCAGUGACAUUGCUGUAGAGCAAUUUACGGUGGCUCUCCCGCUUCCUCUCUUGUCUUGACGCAACUGAAAAUCAAUAUUUUAUAUCUCACUGACCUUCCACCAGCAAUUUUAUAUCGGGAGCACGCAUUUCGAGCUCAACAUUUUUCGAGGUAAAUCGUCAAACACUAAAUUGUACGAAAAACCCUCCAAAGUGAACUGCACCGAGAAACCAUUUUGUGUCGUCGAUUGCUUUUCGCAUCGAUUCCUGCAUUUCCCGAUUAUUUCUCGCUUCCUCGGGGCUCCUAAAGUUCGAUAAAUUCUUGAUCGCGAUGAAUUUUUUUUGACAUUAAGAAGUGAGCUCUUGACAAUAAGUCGUCUCAAAUCGGCGUAGACACGAAAAAGGCUGAAUUGUGCACAACAUCGAGAAUUUGCUUGACGAAAAGAAAAAUAUAAUUUAUGUAGAUGCGGACAAGUCUUGUCGGACAGGAGGUAUUAAAAAAUGUUGAAAAACGACUAUAAAAAGAGGCGGUAAAAAUGAUAAUGGCGCUUUCCCGGUUGCGGUACUCUUUUGGAGAUGGAUGUACCAGACGUUGCAGGCAGGCUCUUUUACGAUCGUGAGCGAGGUCAGAGAGAAGGAGACGGUGGGUAAAAGACGAGAGAAAGAGUGGGAGAGAGAGGCAUAUAUCCCGGUGCAUGCACCAUUGUGUAGUAUAUUAGUGCAAAGUGUAUACAGUUAUAAAGUACGAGGUGAACUUCAAGCCACAAAUGACACGAGAGUAUCUGCUCUUUCUCGCCAACUUGGUGACUCUGGGGUGAGAGAGAGAGGAAAAGAGAAAAAAACAGCGGGAGGAUCCCGCCCUUACUUUAUACGAAAGAGGCAAUCAGAGGGGUUUUCAGAGGAGAGGAAUUUCGACCGUUAACUCGCGACCUCCAAUAUGAAGCGACAAUCUUCGCGACGCCCACUCGCUUUUCCCCCAAACCCGAAAAAGUCGUGUUCCUCCGUUCCAUUUUCCACAGCAGCUAAACUUUUAAUUUGAGUCAGCGAAUUAAUUUGAAAUUGUCGAAAAGUGGAUCGUAGAGCAAGUUAAGAUUGCAGAUAAUUUGGCAUCUGCGAUCGGCAAGGUGCUAUAUUCGAAAAAAAUUGUGGUGGAAAAAAUAUAAACAAUUCUUGCGGAAGACAAAAAUUAACGAUGAAAAAUGCCUGCGAGAUUGUAAUGUCUAUAUUAUUUGGGGAAAUGUGACGAUAAAAUCGAGUAGAGAUAAAAGAAAGAAGAAUCGUAAAAGGAUAAUGAGUAAGUCUGAAUGGGUGGAGUGUGCUCCUGUCGUGGCCGGGACAGCCAGGUUAAUGCUGGCUCGAUACUCGAUCGCGUGAUAAGUCAAGCGAGUAACGAGGAUCAGUGUCUUUUGUAUCGUUUGGCUAAUUACAAAAAAGGUGGAGAACUGAUCGAAGCAUACACGAAGGGUGGUCAACCGGAAGUGGAGCGUCUUAUGCGUGAACAGUUUGGUAUAUUGAUGUAUGCGGACGGUAAAGGACAAUCGAUUAACAGGGCGGAAUAUUUACGAUGGAAGUACCGGGACAUAGAUUAUGUUGUUUUGCCAAUUGAGGCGUCACUCUCGCGUUUUGAUCCUCUUGCUAAAUGGAGCGAUCACGAAGCCUGUUGGCAAAUGCAAUAUCGUGGCUCGUUAGGGGAAACGCUUCUUCACGUCCUCAUCAUUUGUGACACGAGAAUGCACACGAGAAUAGCUCGAAUUCUCUUGAAGUGUUUCCCAAGACUAGCAAUAGAUGUCGUCGAGGGUGAAGAAUAUUUGGGCGCUGGUGCUCUUCAUCUUGCAAUCGCUUACGCCAACAACGAACUCGUUCAGGAUCUCGUCGAAGCCGGUGCCCUCGUGUCCCAGCGCGCUACCGGAAGCUUCUUUCUACCACGCGAUCAACAACUCCAACGAUCGUCAAGAAAUACCGACUACGAGGGUCUCGCUUAUCUCGGCGAAUAUCCACUCGCUUGGGCUGCCUGUUGCGCCAACGAGAGCGUCUACAAUCUCCUACUUGACUCGGGUGCCGAUCCCGACGAGCAGGACUCUUUCGGCAAUAUGAUCCUUCACAUGGUCGUCGUUUGUGACAAACUUGACAUGUUCGGAUACGCCUUGCGUCAUCCGAAGCUUCCAGCAAGGAAUGGAAUAGCCAACAACGCCGGCCUAACGCCGUUGACACUCGCCUGCCAACUCGGUCGUGCUGAGGUCUUCCGCGAGAUGUUGGAACUGUCUGCUCGGGAAUUUUGGCGUUACAGCAACAUCACAUGCUCUGCUUAUCCCCUUAACGCCCUCGACACGUUACUCCCUGACGGUAGAACGAAUUGGAAUUCCGCUCUAUUCAUCAUAUUGAAUGGAACGAAGGAGGAGCAUCUGGACAUGCUCGACGGUGGAAUAAUUCAACGUUUGCUGGAAGAAAAAUGGAAAACGUUUGCACGCUUGCAGUUUCUCAAGAGGCUUAUAAUUCUGGUUUUUCAUCUGACUUCGCUGUCACUGGCCGUUUAUUUACGGCCAGCCAAUGUCGAGGCCGACAUGCUCGCAUGGCCCGAAGAACUCGUCGACGUUGGCCGUACAAUCGCCGAAUCUGUUACGGUCAUAGGUGUCCUCAGUUACAUUCUUAUCCAGCUCGGUGGUGAAGUCGUCAAUAUCGGUCUCAUCUCAUUUCUCAAACAGUUGAGUCACGAGCCAGCCAAAUUCAUAUUUCUCCUCAGCAAUAUUCUCAUUCUCGCUUGUAUACCGUACCGUCUCGUCGGCGACCGUCAUUCGGAAGAUGCUAUUCUCGUCAUAGCCGUACCAGGAUCGUGGUUUCUGCUCAUGUUCUUUGCUGGAGCGGUACGACUGACCGGACCGUUCGUCACGAUGGUCUACAGUAUGAUAACCGGUGACAUGCUGACCUUUGGCAUCAUAUACAUGGUCGUACUCUUCGGCUUCUCACAAUCCUUCUACUUCCUUUACAAAGGCUUUCCCGGUGUAAAAUCAUCACUUUAUAGCUCUUAUCACUCAACCUGGAUGGCUCUAUUCCAGAUCACACUCGGCGAUUACAGUUACUCGGAUUUGAGCUACACGACUUAUCCGAAUUUGAGCAAAACUGUAUUUGCCAUUUUCAUGGUACUCGUGCCAAUUUUGUUGCUGAACAUGCUUAUCGCCAUGAUGGGAAACACCUACGCUCAUGUCAUUGAACAGAGCGAGAAGGAAUGGAUGAAACAGUGGGCAAAAAUCGUUGUUUCCCUUGAACGAGCAGUGUCUCAACAAGACGCCCACAAUUAUCUUCAAGAGUACAGUAUUAAGCUUGGUCCAGGCGACGAUCCGAACAAUCCAGCCUCGGAACAACGAGGCGUAAUGGUCAUCAAAAGCAAAUCAAAAACUCGGGCCCGGCAACGAAAGGGAGCAGUUGCCAAUUGGAAGCGCGUGGGUAAGGUCACGAUAAAUGAGUUGAGAAAACGAGGAAUGACCGGUGAAGAAUUACGAUGUAUAAUGUGGGGUCGUGCCUCAUUCUCAACCCCCGUGAGAGCCAGUCCAAACAUCGGUGAACUGGAAAUGGGAGCGUCGAGCGGAGUCGCCGGAGGUUUCGGUGACGCCCUGACCGCGGCUCUAGACGUCAUGGUCUUUGCCCACGACAUCGACCUGACCACGGUGACCGAGAGAAUACCAACUACGGACUCGGCCGCCAAAGCAGCGAAGUCACAGCAGCACCAAUAUGACCAGACCAAAGUGCCUUCUACCACUCUUAUCCAACCACCAGCACCAAAAUCUUCCUCGACCUGCUUACAAACGACUCCUUCCGAAAAUCACGACUUGGCUCGAGCCAACGUAUCCCGAUUGACGCAGGACGAAAAGACGAGAUGCCAAGUGUACGAAACCAGUGGGAAUCUCAUCAAUGAAAAGAGUCAGGAGCCACAGCAGCAGAUGUGGAAGAAAAGCGACAUCGAAGAUGGUAGCUGUAAGAGAAUGAACGGUCAAGUUGAGCCAAAUCAGGUACUAUCGUCCAUCGACGGAGCAGGAUCGUCGAGCAAGAGGCAAACCGAGAUCGAGAAUCCGGAUCCUUUAUUGGAUCUCGUAAUCGCAUCUGAGAGCCCGAGUUCUCAACAGGCGACCCUCCUUAAAAUGGCUGCCGAAGCAGCUAGAAUAUCCUACGAAGCAGUAACCACUUCUAAAACCUCAACUAUUGCCGCAAACAUGACGCUCCAGGAUUCCCACAUUCUCGAGAAAUUAACUGGCCUCGGUGCGGUCAUACCCGACUCCAUGCUACCCACCCCUAAUCCACUAAUUACCCCGGCCAAAAAAGAGAAAAUAUAUUUCGUCGAGUUCAGCGACAUCGAACCGUGUGCCAAUGACAAUUAUUUGGGACUCGAAGCAAGACUUGGAAGGUUUCGUUCGGCAAGUACGAGGCUCUCAGCAGCGGCGAGUAAGAAAAGAUCGAGACAGUCGAACAACGCGAUGAGCAGGUCUGAUCAAGAAACGACAUCGACGACGUCAACGUCCAGCGACGAAAUCGAGAAUAAUCCUAAUCGUCCAUCGACGAAGAACGGAGGUGACGUUGAAUCGACGAAAAAGGUGAAUCUCGUAGAAGAAUCCUCGAAGCUGUUGGACGAAGAAUCGAAGAAGGAAUCAACGAAGAAAAACGGUUCAGAAACGAGCGUCGUCCUCGCUAGAGAAAAUGGAUGCAACGAGAGGAUCAAUAAAAAUCACAAACGGCGACCUAAAACUGCGAAAAACAGAGUAUCACCGAAGGAAUCGAACGAAUGGACGGAACGUAAGAAGCGUGACGCUUCGGUCGACGGGAGAUCAGGGAGCAGACGGAGCGAUAAGGCAGCGAAGGUGGAGGAGGAGGAGAAGGAGGGGAAUGAUUCACCAACGAGUGAUCCACUAGAGCCAUGGAGUACGCGAGACAUCAAGGACAUGAACGCCAUAUUGCCUUGGCGUGAAAACGGACUGGACAGCCCUUGAUUCAUCUUGAUGAAAUUUGACGUAAUCUCAGCAGCGGGUUUCUGGUAUGAAGCGCGUUAUGGCGUUUGGCAGCCGGAUCGGAUGAAAGAAAGGGAUGAAAUAGAGAAAAGAGGUAGAAGCGACUUCCGGCUGUCUAUCUUGGCCCAUCACGAGUGAGAGGGAAGCGCAGUUAUGAAGGGUUGUUGUCGCUCUUUAGAAAAAGGGGAGAAACGUGCAAAGUCAAGGCGUAGAAAGGAUAACGGGUAACUCGAGAAAUAUCCAAAGCCUGCGAGAGAAGCAAACAUUGCUGAGACAUUUAUGAGAGAUUAAGGGAUGGAAAGAAAAGGACAAAAUAUGAGGAGAAUGAAGGUGGAAAGUGAGGAGAGGAGGAAAAUUAUUGAGAUAUAAUGGUGGAGGUAGGAUGACGAAGAGUUGGAAGAUGAAGAGAGGAUGAGCUCACGUUACUAAGCCUGUGCACGCUCGUUGACAAUUCCGUCGUUCCUCCGGAAGCCGGAAAAGACUUUGGGAGAAUCAAGUCGACGACCCGAUGGCAUAAUACACAAAAUGCCUCCUAAACACUUCAGGAUCACACACAGCCAACGGGCAUUUUCAAGCGAAACACGCCACGUUUAUAAUCAUGUUUACAUGUAGAAAACGCAAACUUGUAAACAAAAAUGACUUUGCAUGUAGAUGAAAGAUUAUCAGAUCGAGCGAAAGCAUUUCCAAAACAACGAAAAGAAAUAUUUUUCCGUAUGCAGUAGCGACUUCAGGCGAAAUCAUUCAUGCGAGUGCGUCACUACGAGUCAUUUUUAUCGGAAGCACCAUCACUUUUCUUGUUUUCGAUCAUUAUUUUUCAAAUACUUAUCACGAGCCAGCAAUUUCGACGAUUAUUCAGGUUCGCAUAUUUUUUCACUUUUUCCCCUUCUCCCCUUUUCUCCUUCGGUCACGACUAACUAGAACCUCGUAGUUCAAACCGUACCGAGAAUAUGAAUUUUUUGGGUACCCAUUGCGCCGGAUAAUUCAACGCUUUUCCGCCUACGUGUUCCAUGCUCCAAUAUUAAUUAGCAGCUUCCUAUCAAUGAUUUAAAUGCUAUUGAUACAAGCCUUGGAAUCAAAUAUUUCCUGGAGGCAGAGACUAAUUGGCGAUGAAAAACAUCCAUCAUCGCUUGCCAAAUGAUUUCUUUUUUAAUGCGAAAAACUGAUGAAAUUUCAAAUUCUCCGAUGCUGAAACGAAGAAGCUCCCUUUGAGAUGGAAACGCCUGUAUGUACCUAGGAAAAUGGCUAUAAUCGGACAAAGAGAAGGAUUUUCAGAGGAACGAAAGGCCAGAGGCUGCGAUAUCGUGGAUAUGAGACCGCAUGUACAUGCACAUGUAUACGUUCCGUUUAUAUCCGAAAAACCUUCGAGUCAGCGAUAAGCGAGUGUGAACAAUAAACGAGUUUGGGAAUCGUUUGUGGGAGGCGAAUAAAGAGCAAUGGACCAAACUUGAGUUUCGACGAGAAUGGCCAGGGUAUACAAACCUCAUUCGCGAUGCCGAGUGCUUUCAAAAAAGUAAAAAAAAAAUUAUAGUGAAAAAAGCACUGAAAAAGAGGGCCGAACAAGAAUCUUUUUCCGUUUCUUGAUCUCUCCCGAUCUUUCGUGCGCAUUCCUUUUUCCAUCUCCGGUGCCUGCUACGUUUUCAUACUUAAUGUUAAAUUGGCAGUUGACCGAUAUUGAUAAUAUUCAAGAAAAACAUUGAAUAAAAACAAUUGCUAUGAAUAUUCGGAGUUUUACACUUUUUCAAUUCUGGAUCAAGCAUUUCAAGUAAUUAAGUUUGUUGUCCUUUUUUUUCUUAUUCGGUGCAAGGGUGGCAUUGUUUUUGCACGCAGAGGGCAACCGAAGAAACGAAGAUAUAGAAAAAUAUCAAGUAGUUUCAUAUAGUAAUAAAAUCGAAGAAGCGAAAGAAAAUUCUUAUGGCAAAAGAGUCACUUUGGACAAAGAAACGGUCAAACUUUUUCAAUUAUCCUACAAUUUUUGAAAUUAUAAGUGGAACAAGAAAAUAGCAUAUUUACAAGAGCGUCAAAUGUAAUUUUAUUACGAGAAUCUGAAAAAAGAAAAAUAAAGAAAAGACUUCAACGUUAGUUUUUCGUUCUUUUCAAUUACGAAAAUGUAAAUUCUUCAACGAGAUUGCGAA